UAGCUCGUCGGUUAGCGUGCUAAGAGUUGAUGUGUGAGGAGAGGAUGAGACAGCAAACCUGCGAAUGAAGCCAUUUCACCACCAACACCAUCAUCUUCCUCCUCCUCAGCUGAUCUUCAUCAGGACAACUGCGACACGCGAGGACUCGCGGUAUUUCUGACAACGUUCAGCGGAAUUAAAGCUUCAGAUGUGAUGAAGAACUCAUGACGCUGACGACGGAUACAAUUUGUGUUUCAAAGACUAACCAGUUAACCAGCGGGCGCAUUUGAUGUGCUAACCGGGAGCUAGCUGACGUUAGCCCGCUGCACAGGUGAUAUUAUUUCUCAUAAUCAGCCUCGUGACAGCUCUCCUGCUUUCUCUUUAAUGGGGGUUUUCUCCCAGUGACGUCACAGCACAGGGUCUGCUGUGCUCUCUUGACGCGUCUCUCACCUGUUUUACAGGAGUGGAUUUCACCCACAUGCAUCACUCGGAGUCCACCGGUGAGUCCACAGGUAGCAGGAGGAUGUCCCACCCGUCUGUGUUCACCGGUCGCAGGGGCAGCGGAGCUGCGGUACAACCCGAUGAGCACCAGACAACAGCGAUGAUGACCCCAUCCGGCUCUUCGUCACCCGGGCCUCAUCAUCCUCCCCACAGCCUGAGCAUCCACCCUCAGGCGCAGAGCGUUGGGGCCCAGGUCAAAAAGAAGAGUGGCUUCCAGAUUACCAGCGUCCUCCCAGCGCAGGUGUCCGCUAGCGCCAACAACAGCAUCGCGGACGACACUGAGAGUUACGACGACAUGGACGAGUCGCACACCGAGGACCUUUCGUCAUCCGACAUGCUUGAUGUGUCCGUUUCUCGAGCCACGGACACGGGCGUUCCCGAGAGGAGCUCCUCUGAAGAAACGCUCAACAGUUUGCACGGAGGUGAGACCCCUGGAGUCGUGUCACCCAACGAGCCCGUAAUGCAUCACCCUCAGCAAGGGUACAUGAUGAACGGUGUCCAUCAUCACGCUCCCCAUCAUCACAGCCAUCAGCCUCCCGGUCAUCACAAAGCUGCCCAGGGAAGACCUGCCGUGUCCCCCGUGGCCACGGUCGGACCCGCGACGCAGGGGAAAGUCACCAGCGGCCGUUCGGUUCAGGCUGCUGUCGUGGAGGGUGGUGGACCGGCAGCGGUGAGCCACCCUGCGGCUUCGACUCCCGUCGCUGGAGCUUUGACAGGAAGCGUUGCGGGUGCAGCCCAGGAAGGCGGAGGUCCGACAGGGGUCGUAGGAAGCGCGACUGUUGCUCCUGUACAGCCGACACCUCCGACUCAGACGACCGUAGCCUCCACAGCAUCCCGCUUCAGGGUGGUGAAACUCGAUUCCAACUCGGAGCCGUUCCGAAAGGGUCGCUGGUCUUGUACAGAGUAUUAUGAAAAAGAUGCCCCGCAUGGAGAUACGGCAGCAGCUCACAGAACUUUGGAGAACAUCAUUAACUCAGAACAUGAGUCCACAAGCAGCAGUUCUUCUCGAAGCACCCUCAGCGGAGGAGGAGCUGGAGGAGAUGUCCCGACACCCUCUCAACUCCACGCUCAUCCCCAAGACCCAGGAGCUCAUUCAGUACUUCAGCCCUCCAUUAACGCCCAGGCUGUCCCUAUGACAGGCAUGUUGAGUACAGACAGUUUAUCUGCUCCUGUUAGACCUCAACCGCCCGUGUCAUAUAGUGUAGAAAUAGCCCAAGUGCAGAGCAGCUAUCCCACAAAACCCCCAGUGUCCGUCAGCCAGCCUGGAAUACCACAUAUGGAAUACGGCCAGAUUUCAUCUGGUGUUCAGCCUGGGGGAAAUCAACCGCUCCAGGUUCCUCCGAUUCAAGGUGCAGUUUCGCCCAGAGCUGCCCCGCUGCCCAUUGGGAUGCCGGGACUUCCGCCGGCAGUUUCUCAGCCCGUAUCUCCGCGGCCACAGGUUUCUGCUCCCCAAAUGGGAGCCCAGCUGUACCCGGAUCAGCAGCAGACUGGAACCCAGCUGUCUUCGUCUAUCGGGUCCAGCGUACCCCCUCAGAGUAACCUGCAACCAGCAUUACAAGGCCACCCGGGAGGACCGGGUCAACAGGGAGGACGUCUGCUACCGGCAGGAGCCUCUUAUAGCGGGAUGAGCGGCGUGACGCCCUCUCAGCUGGAGGACGCCCAACGUCUACUGUUGCAGCAUCACCAGUUGCUGUCUCUGCCGCGUUUGACCGCAGUAGCCCUCGCUGGACCGACUGCGGCUGACGCCGGCACUGCUCUUGGACAGGAUGCGGUGUUUGCAGUAGCGACAGGUGCAGAUGAAGACAGCUCGUCAGGAGCCAGUGUGGUGGCCAUCGACAACAAAAUUGAGCAAGCCAUGGAUCUUGUAAAGAGUCACCUCAUGUAUGCGGUGCGGGAGGAGGUGGAGGUUUUAAAGGAGCAGAUUAAGGAGCUGAUUGAGAGAAACUCGCAGCUGGAGCAGGAGAACACGGUCCUGAAGAACCUGGCCAGCCCGGAGCAGCUCGCUCAGUUCCAGGCGCAGGUUCAGGCCGGAUCGCCCACCUCCGGACCCCAAGCGGCCCUUCAGCCGAGUCUGACGCUCAACCAGGCUCCCGGCCCCACCGCUUAACAUCCUCGCGUGCGUUCAGUUCGGUCUGAAACUGUGAUACUGUGAAGAGACUCCGGCGUUUCGAGUGUUUGCCACGAUCACAUGCAUUGUCAACUCAUGUCGAGCUUUACCUGCCUCAGACAAUCAAUACUGACACAACAACCCCUGCUAGUAAACUCAACCAGAGCGAGAUACAUGUGACUCAUGAGCCUGGCCAAUCACACGCCGCAUGUGGAUCCUGUUCUUCUGUGACAUCAGUGUUAUUAUGGAACGGUGAUGUAAAAUCAUGCUGUUGUUGCCACAUUCUUUUUUUUAUAACAUUUUCAGAAAGCCUUGAUAUUUUUUACUGCUUUUAUUCGUAUUCAUUUUAUUUUUUGCUUGUUUUUCUUUCUCAGUUGUUUUGAUGUAAAAAUGAGCACUUUGUAGUUCAAAUGUACAAGAAAAGGAACCAAUGAGUUGAGUACAUUACAUGAAUAUGUGGAGUAUUGAAAGCUGAUCUGAAUGAUGACGGUGUUACUGUGUUUGUUUGCAUUAUUUAUGUCUCAGUGUUGAUGGAGGGAUAUCAAGUGAAUCUGCUUCAAUUGUGUGUCAUUGAACCCAAGCGUCAUGUUUGUAUGUUCUGUUUGUUUAUUUGUGAAAACAAACGUGGACUGUGAAAUGCGUUUCACCGAAGAGCCGAAACUACAGCACAAAUCUGACAGAAACUCUUUCACAGCCGUCGAAUCAUCGCAGUUUUCUUAGUAUCUUAAAUUAUUUGAAUGAGACUUUUAUCACCAGAAAAGCUUAAUGUUCAUCAUCUGGACACACACUACAAAUCACACAGCUUCAAUCUGUUAUUAUAAUGAUUAUUAUGACCCAUGAGUGUCAAACUGACAUCACGGUUUCUGCAUGUUUCCUUCAAUAAACAACACAAAACAUUGUGACGUCAUACAGUUGCACACGGACUUUAAUAAAAUGUAAAGGAAAUGAGAAAAGUCUUGUGCAGUAUUUUUUAUGUCUGGUUAGAGCUAUUUGUUUUAUGUACAGUACUAGUUACUGUCAGGAUUUAAGAAGGGAUGCUGGGUGGACUUGAGGUAGCAGUGGUUUAUGGAUGCUUACUCAUGAUGCUCUAAUUGGUCUAACCAAAAACUUCAAUCUGUUUUAGAGAUUUAUUAUGUUUCACAUUUUGCCGUUUCUUAUUGGUGGGUUUUAGCAUUAGUGGAGGAGUUUCUGUGAGGCGAUGUUUUAUACUUUAGUCCAGUGAUAAAUAAAUCUUCAGUCACACACAGACUUACGAACAUUCCUCCAAAUAUCUUCCUUUGUGUUCAUCAAAACAACAAAAUUUAUAGAGGUUUGUAACAACAUUUGAGUGAGGAAAUGAUGACAGAAUUUUCAUUUUUAGGUGAAAUAUCCCUUUAAGUGUUUUUGUGCAGAAGGA
This is a messenger RNA of Paramisgurnus dabryanus, 3983 nucleotides long. NCBI's taxonomy places the organism in Eukaryota, Metazoa, Chordata, Actinopteri, Cypriniformes, Cobitidae. The record is from RefSeq and is a predicted model, not a curated record.